AAUUGGUCAACAUCUUUCCAUGGACUUUCAACCCAACCAUUCUCCUCUGAAAUUUCUAAUUUGUUGAUGCAGCCAAUCAAUGAAAGUGACAUUGAAGUAAAACCAGAUGGCAUGAUUUAUCUUCCAGAGAUAAAGUAUCGUCGUAUCCUAAAUAUUGCAUUUGGACCUGGAGGCUGGGGUUUGGCUCCUCGCGGUGAACAUUCAAUCUCACCAAAGAAUGUAUCGCGUGAGUAUGCUCUUGUGUGUCAUGGAAGAUUUGUGUCUCAGGCAAGAGGUGAACAAGAUUACUUUGAUGUCUCUGGUCUCCCAACUGCAUCAGAGGGAUGUAAAAGUAAUGCGUUGAUGAGAUGCUGCAAAGAUUUGGGUAUUGCAUCUGAACUCUGGGAUCCUUCAUAUAUUCGCAAGUUUAAAAAGAAGCAUUGUGUCGAAGUUUGGGCUGAGCAUCAAGUAACCAAGCGAAAGAAGAAGCUCUGGAGAAAGAAGGACGAAACAAUUGGUCAGUUAUUUGAAUUAAACGUAUUCUUUCCAAUUCUUUAUUUCUCUGUGAUUACAAAUAUUAAUACUCGAAACCAAAUCAAAUUUGAAUAG
Phycomyces blakesleeanus NRRL 1555(-) is the source of this 588-nucleotide messenger RNA. RefSeq lists its product as hypothetical. The record is from RefSeq and is a predicted model, not a curated record. Gene Ontology annotation, molecular function: single-stranded DNA binding. Lineage: Eukaryota; Fungi; Mucoromycota; Mucoromycetes; Mucorales; Phycomycetaceae. The annotation marks the transcript as partial. Gene Ontology annotation, biological process: interstrand cross-link repair; recombinational repair. Gene Ontology annotation, cellular component: mitochondrial chromosome; mitochondrial nucleoid. The transcript is spliced from 5 exons.